GGGAACGCUGACUCUGGAGGCUGCUGGGAUUAGGGUGGGGGUGCCUGAGAAGCAGUCCUUCUGUACCAGCAAAGAGCUCCCGGGUGAGGAGAGGAAGGAGAGACAUGGAACUGGGCCGGUCUGCGGGGAAACGCGACAGUCUUGGUAGAGGGACAGUAUCUUGGUAAUGUCCAGGGCUCCAGGAAGAGAUGUCCUUGUGGUUGGAGGCUCCAGGACCUGGUGUUUGUCCUGACUCGGCAACGGAAUUGUGGAAGGCAGAAACCCAAGAUGCAAGAGCCCAGGGAGGGAGCGGCUGCAUCGCCAGGGAGGAAGCUAGGAUGGCCCAGUCUGCCGGAAGUGCUGUGAGGAUGGGGUUGGAGGCAGCAGAGCCCACAGCCCUGCUCCCCAGAGCCGAGACCUUUACAGAACCCACAGAGCUUCGUCCACCAAAGCGGAAAAAGGGGCCAGCCCCCAAAAUGCUGGGGAACGAGCUGUGCAGUGUAUGUGGGGACAAGGCCUCUGGCUUCCAUUACAACGUGCUGAGCUGCGAGGGCUGCAAGGGAUUCUUCCGCCGCAGUGUCAUCAAGGGCGCGCGCUAUGCUUGCCACAGCGGUGGCCACUGCCCCAUGGACACCUACAUGCGGAGGAAAUGCCAGGAGUGUCGGCUGCGCAAAUGCCUCCAGGCUGGCAUGCGGGAGGAGUGUGUCUUGUCAGAAGAACAGAUCCGCUUGAAGAAACUGAAGCGGCAAGAAGAAGAGCAGACUCAAGCCACGUCAGUGUCCCCCCGGGUUUCCUCAGCUCCCCAGGUCCUGCCACAGCUCAGCCCGGAGCAACUGGGCAUGAUUGAGAAGCUGGUCGCUGCCCAGCAACAGUGUAACAGACGCUCCUUUUCUGACCGACUGCGAGUCACGCCUUGGCCCAUCGCACCUGACCCUCAGAGCCGGGAAGCCCGACAACAGCGCUUUGCCCAUUUCACUGAGCUGGCCAUCGUGUCCGUGCAGGAGAUCGUUGACUUUGCCAAACAGCUCCCUGGCUUCCUGCAGCUCAGCAGGGAGGACCAGAUCGCCUUGCUGAAGACCUCCGCGAUUGAGGUGAUGCUUCUGGAGACGUCACGGAGGUACAACCCUGGGAGCGAGAGCAUCACCUUCCUCAAGGACUUCAGUUACAACCGGGAAGACUUUGCCAAAGCAGGGCUUCAGGUGGAGUUCAUCAAUCCCAUCUUUGAGUUCUCCAGAGCCAUGAACGAACUGCAGCUCAACGAUGCCGAGUUUGCCUUGCUCAUCGCCAUCAGCAUCUUCUCUGCAGACCGGCCCAACGUGCAGGACCAGCUCCAGGUAGAGAGGCUGCAACACACAUAUGUGGAGGCCCUGCAUGCCUAUGUCUCCAUCAACCACCCGGACGACCGACUGAUGUUCCCACGGAUGCUAAUGAAGUUGGUGAGCCUCCGGACAUUGAGCAGCGUCCAUUCAGAGCAAGUGUUUGCGCUUCGCCUGCAGGACAAAAAGCUUCCCCCGCUGCUGUCUGAGAUCUGGGAUGUCCACGAAUGACCGCGGUUCUUCCUCCAUGUCCUCUGGGCUUUGGGACACACGACUGAGGCUUACGGACUGCUUCCUAGAGGUGGAGCAGACUGAGAAGGGCAAACAUUCCUGGGAGCUGGGCGAAGGAGAUCCUUGCAUGGCAUUAAAGGAGCGUCAAAGGGCUGGGUGUUCUGUGGCUGCUGGGCAGUUGGGGACCUACUAACGUAGUGCACAUCUGAAGCCCUUAUUGACCCAACCAAAUAAACUAGCCAGGAAGGCCACUUUG
Messenger RNA from Peromyscus leucopus (white-footed mouse), 1782 nucleotides. RefSeq names its product nuclear receptor subfamily 1 group H member 3 (gene Nr1h3). The coding region runs from base 189 to 1526 and encodes 445 amino acids. The record is from RefSeq and is a predicted model, not a curated record. Gene Ontology annotation, molecular function: nuclear receptor activity; RNA polymerase II cis-regulatory region sequence-specific DNA binding; zinc ion binding. NCBI's taxonomy places the organism in Eukaryota, Metazoa, Chordata, Mammalia, Rodentia, Cricetidae. The transcript has 10 exons. Gene Ontology annotation, biological process: positive regulation of transcription by RNA polymerase II; negative regulation of inflammatory response; cell differentiation.